AUGUUCAGCAAUCGCAAGUUCUCCAUCAACCGGCACACCGGUGUGCCCAAGCCAAGACGCUUCAGUGUCGGCGAGGUUGGAGGCAAUGAGGUCCAGUCAAAGACUCACAGACAGUUCCGUAAUGCCCACGAAGGCCACCAGCCCCACGCCGGUCUCGAUGCUAGCCGUGCCUCCACCGGUGUCGUUUGGUGUACUGAGCGUGCCUCCGAGUACGGUUUUCUCGAGGAGCCCGAUGCUUGGGCCAACUUAGGCCAGGGUGCCCCCGAAGUUGAGGAUGAUAUUGCUGGCUGCUUUCCCCGUCCCACCACUAUCGAUAUCUCCAUGGCCGGUCGCGAGUAUGGCCCUACAGCCGGUAUCAGAGAACUCCGCGAGGCUGUUGCCAACCUCUACAACGUAAUGCACCGCGAGGGCAAGGAUAGCAAGUACACUUGGGAGAACGUCGCAAUCGUCCCUGGUGGUCGCGCCGGUCUAAUUCGUAUCGCUGCCGUUCUCGGGAACUCCUACCUCUCUUUCUUCUUGCCCGAUUACACGGCGUACAACGAGAUGCUGUCUCUCUUCAAGAACUUCUCCGCCAUCCCUGUCCCUCUCGCCGAGGAGGACGGCUACCACAUCCACCCUGACCGCAUCGCUGAGGAGAUCUCCCGUGGUUCUUCUGUCAUUCUGACCUCGAACCCCCGCAACCCCACCGGCCGUGUCGUUGCCAACCCCGAGUUGGCCGAGAUCCAGGAUAUUUGCCGUGGCCGCGCCACCUUCGUCAGCGACGAGUUCUACUCCGGCUACAACUAUACGAGCAACUGUGACGGCAGUACCAUCUCUGCUGCUGAGAACGUCGAGGACGUCGAUGAGGACGAUGUUCUCAUUAUCGACGGCUUGACCAAGCGCUUCAGACUGCCCGGCUGGCGUGUUGCGUGGAUCCUUGGUCCCAAGGAAUACAUCAAGGCCAUUGGCUCUUGCGGCAGCUACCUUGACGGUGGUGCCAACCACCCCUUCCAGGAGGCGGCAAUCCCCAUGCUUGACCCUACUCUCGUCAAGACGGAGAUGAUCUCCUUGCAAAAGCACUUCCGCGACAAGCGUGACUACGUCGUUCGCAGACUCCGCGAAAUGGGAUUCAUCAUUAAAUACGUCCCCGACUCCACUUUCUACCUCUGGCUCAACCUUGAGGGUCUUCCUGAGGCCAUUGCCGACGGUCUCAACUUCUUCCAGGCCUGUCUUGAGGAGAAGGUCAUCGUCGUGCCUGGUAUCUUCUUCGACCUGAACCCCUCCAGACGCCGUGAUCUCUUCGACAGCCCUUGCCACCACUUCGUCCGUUUCUCCUACGGCCCCAAGAUGGAGACCCUGAAGAAGGGAUGCGACGGUAUUGAGCGUGUCGUUAACAAGUUCCGCAAGUCGUCUGACUAG
Colletotrichum lupini is the source of this 1398-nucleotide messenger RNA. Its product is annotated as aminotransferase class I and II. NCBI's taxonomy places the organism in Eukaryota, Fungi, Ascomycota, Sordariomycetes, Glomerellales, Glomerellaceae. Gene Ontology annotation, biological process: biosynthetic process. The coding region runs from base 1 to 1398 and encodes 465 amino acids. Gene Ontology annotation, molecular function: pyridoxal phosphate binding. The transcript has 7 exons. The record is from RefSeq and is a predicted model, not a curated record.